GUGAUGAAGGCAUUGUGCUACAGUGCCAAGCUGGUAGCCGGUUACCAUGCCAGCCGCAAUCCCGAGUUAGCAAAACGUUAUGCUAUUACUAGUUCACGUAUUUCGGGAGCGCGCGCCACCCUCCGCCUCAUCGAUGAUAUCCCAAUGAUACAAUAUGCCUUAGAAUAUGGCUUGGGCGCACAGGAACCAGAUCGGCUAAUGGCAGUGCUGGGGGUAACAGCAAAUAUAGUGGAUUUGCUGUAUUAUCCGAUUGAGAAGAUUUGCUGGCUGUCCGAGCACAAUAUCAUAGAUGUUAAAAACGCAGAUGCUUGGGACGUGCUGAAUUCGUCUUUUUGGGUUCUUUCCAUUUACUUGAAUUUAAUGAGAACGUUGCGAAAUUACUCAUUAAACCAACAAAAGGUGAAUGAGGCGAAUGUGGCUAAAACCCAUGUAAAUGAAAAAUUACUCAAAAAACAUCGCCUAGAACUACUCUCCGUACUUCGACUGUCACUUGAUUUCGCCCAUGCCGUCAGCACUCUACCAAAAGGCUAUCUUUGGGGAGGCAAAUUAUCCACAUUCCAAGUGGGUGCCAUUGGCACACUCUCAGCAGCGAUUGGUAUUUAUCAACUAUUAGCCAAACGACGCUUAAACAAAUAAAACACAUAUAAAGUUCCUGUAGACACAUGCGCUUAUAUUGACAUAUGAAUACGUACAUACACCCUGUGUCAAAAUGAUAUAUUCAGGCAGAUCCCGAAUUACACUUCCGAGUGAAUUUCAACCCCAUACAAAUUCAAUUCAAAGUGACUGGUUGAAAUCGAAUUAAAAAACUUGAAAUUAUGACGAAAGUUGGAUUUAUACAGGUUUUGUUAAAGAAUAAACUAUAUUUUUUAUAAAAAAUAACAAUAAUUAAAUAACAAAAUAAAUUCUUAAAACUUGUAAAUAUGUGGUGCGCAUAUAAUUUUGCCACGGGGUGUGCUUUCAUUGAGACAUAUCGUUUUGUUAUUAUACACCACAGUAUAUGAACAUAUGUAAGUAUAUUAAUGGUGAUUUCGUUUCUUUCAAAAAAUGUUGCCCUUCGAUGGUGCAAAAUGAGUUUUUUGUUAAACUCAAACCUGUAAAAGGGCCUGUUUUGCCUCCUUUUCCUUGUCAAUCUCACUCAUUUCAUAAUAUUGCCAUUUUGAGUAACUAUCUGAUUGUCAGGGACACUAUCUCUCUCUCCUCACAAAGCUUCAAAGGGCAGAGAAUGUGCAUUUUUUUUGCCUUACAAGAGUGUGAAAUUUUAAGAAACGAACAUAAAAUUUGCUCACCGUUGUUUGCCUUUAUUUUAGAAUCGAACACGAUAAGAGAAAGGGGCAAUCAAAUGGCGACGUUUUUUAUUAGAAACGAAAACACUAUAAGUGAUAUUUGUUUUAUAUUUUAUGUGAUUUGAUAUUUGCGCCACGCGAAUGAAACAAGCAAAAGACAAAACUGAAUUUGUUUGCAAAUGUAUUUAUAUGUAUUAUACUAAUAACCUUAAGUAUAUCCUUGAGGAAAUGAUGUAACUCAAGGCAAUCAAUGACAAUGCAAUCUUGGCCUUAUUAAAAAAAUUAUAAUCGUG
Molecule: messenger RNA, 1576 nt
Organism: Rhagoletis pomonella (apple maggot)
Lineage: Eukaryota; Metazoa; Arthropoda; Insecta; Diptera; Tephritidae
Gene: Pex11c
Product: peroxisomal membrane protein 11C
Biological process (GO): peroxisome fission
Cellular component (GO): peroxisomal membrane
Source: RefSeq, a predicted model, not a curated record